CUGGACGUUACAUGGAGGCAUUGACUAGCAAGCAUUAGGGACAAGCCAUUCUCCCUCCAACCUCUGUUGGCCUGCUCUGUGUUUCUCCCAUAAUUUGCUUGUUCCCAACUUCCUGUCAGAGACAAGGAGAGGUCUCCCGCACUGGCCGAGGUAACGGUCUCCUAUACUAGACUUGCGAGAUACAGCAUACAAAUACAGCCAGAUGGCCGAGCACGCCUCAAUUUACUUAAGGGAUUGAGCUGCUUUUGCCGGUCGGAGCUUCCGCGCCUCAAGCCAUGACUUCCUACCCGGUAACAGACGGCGUGACGACGUUUCUCCCGCCGCCAGAUGGCUACGUGGUGGAUUUUGACAAUCCCCAGCAACAGAGGGCGCUCGAUCACUACCUCAUAUUCGGCAUCCUAGGACCCUUGGCUUUAAUUUGCCUUGUUCAGAGAAUCUACACGAAGCACUUUAUCACCGGGAGUCUGAAGAUUGACGAUGUCUUGAUUUGUCUUGCUUGGGUCGCGUCGGUUGUGAUGCAGUCGGUGCAGAUCUGGUCUGUAUCGAUUGGAGGGUUGUGCCACCAUGCAUGGGAGAUGCCCAUCGAAGUCUUCGAGAAGCACAUGCUCAGCUCCUACAUCGUCGCUCCCAUAUUCAUCACAUGCAAUGGCCUCAGCAAGACAUCUCUCUUGACCUUCUAUCUCCAAAUAUCGCCCCAGAAGUGGUUUAGGAUAACCAUCUGGGCGACAAUCAUCAUGGUGGCCAGCUACACCACCACCAUUGCCAUGCUGCUUCUAUUCGGAUGCAAGCCCAUUCGCGCCUCCUGGGACCCGUACGCCUUUGCCACGGGUAAAUGCGUCAACGCGGCGGUUAUGUAUAUUGCCAUCGCGGUUGCCAACAUCGUGUCUGACGUUAUUCUCUUCAUCAUACCCAUCCCGACCAUUGUUCGUUUGAAGAUGCCACUGGUACAGAAGGUCGGAGCUGGUGUGAUGUUUGGCAUUGGCUCAGUAACCGUCGCGACCUCGAUUAUUCGGAUGAUUUACCUGCCGUCGCUCUUGGGAGCUUCCGACAUCCCCUGGACGGCCGCGCCAGCCAACGUUUGGUCGUUUGUCGAAGUCAACCUCUUCAUCAUCUGCGGCUCUAUGCCCACCUUCCGAAAAUUCCUGAAGCGAUUUGCACCGAGAUUGAUGGGCUCGUCAGGCCAUUCACGACCGUCCAAAUAUUCCGACUACGAUGCGUCGCAGAGAAGGUUGAACCGUCAGCAGCGCACUGAGUAUGCGCAAUUUGACGUUGUUGAGAUGGAUAAUUUAUCGGAUCAUAGUAAACAGGUUAAGGACACGAGGAUGUAGUCUAUCCAGUUUAGGAACCGGGUGGUUAAUAAGAUGAAUAUUCUUUGUAGAAGACGGACUAUACUCAUCUCAACACACCGACUUCGGAAGUUCUCAUUGUGGACCUUGGCAAACUUGUAUCUCACACCUGUAGCACCACUCAAUCAUGUUCUAUAAAGUAUGAG
Messenger RNA from Ilyonectria robusta, 1492 nucleotides. RefSeq lists its product as uncharacterized. NCBI's taxonomy places the organism in Eukaryota, Fungi, Ascomycota, Sordariomycetes, Hypocreales, Nectriaceae. The transcript is spliced from 7 exons. Bases 276 to 1328 code for a protein of 350 amino acids. The record is from RefSeq and is a predicted model, not a curated record.